Messenger RNA from Tyto alba (common barn owl), 1213 nucleotides. RefSeq names its product class II histocompatibility antigen, B-L beta chain-like. Gene Ontology annotation, cellular component: membrane; MHC class II protein complex. Bases 189 to 974 code for a protein of 261 amino acids. Gene Ontology annotation, molecular function: MHC class II protein complex binding. The record is from RefSeq and is a predicted model, not a curated record. Gene Ontology annotation, biological process: immune response; immunoglobulin production involved in immunoglobulin-mediated immune response; peptide antigen assembly with MHC class II protein complex. Lineage: Eukaryota; Metazoa; Chordata; Aves; Strigiformes; Tytonidae. The transcript has 6 exons.
UGUCGCAGGGAGCCCUGCGGGGCCCGGCUCUGCCUGGUGACGGGUGAUGCUGCCCAGCCUCGGUCCUCACUGGCCCUCACUGGGACUGCCAGUCCCGGCGCUGGGCAGGGCCGGGGGGAUUCCCUGACCGGGCAGAGCGCGGCUCACUCGGGGGUCCCAGCCCCUUCCCGGCCUCCGCUGUGUCGGCGAUGGAGCCUGCUCGUGUGGGGGGAGUUGGGGCUGUGCUGGUGGCACUGGUGGUGCUGGGAGCCCACCCAGCUCGCGGCGAGCAGACCUCAGAGGUUUUCCAGGAGUAUGGUGAGUCUGAGUGUCAGUUCUUCAACGGCAGCGAGCGGGUGAGGUUUGUGGAGAGGUACAUCUACAACCGGGAGCUGUAUACGCACUUCGACAGUGACGUGGGGCUCUAUGUGGCCGACACCCCCCUGGGUGUGCCCCAAGCCGAGUACUACAACAGCCGGGAGGAUGUACUGGAGCGUAAAAGAGCCGCAGUGGACACGUACUGCCGACACAACUAUGAGGUUUCGAACCCCUUCAUCGUGGAGAGGAAAGUUCCGCCCAGAGGUGAGGGUCUUCCCCAUGGAGUCGAGCUCCCAGCCCCAGACCAACAGGCUGGUUUGCGCCGUGACGGGAUUUCUACCCCGCGGAGGAUGGAGGUGAAGUGGUUCAAGAACGGGCAGGAGGAGACGGAGCGCGUGGUGUCCACGGACGUGAUCCAGAACGGGGACUGGACCUACCAGGUGCUGGUGAUGCUGGAAACCACCCCGCAGCGCGGGGACACCUACGCGUGCCAGGUGGAGCACGUCAGCCUGCAGCGCCCCGUCACCCAGCACUGGGAGCUGCAGUCGGACGGCGCCCGGAACAAGAUGCUCACGGGAGUGGGGGGCUUCGUGCUGGGACUCAUCUUCCUGGCGCUGGGGCUCGUCCUCUACGUGCGCAAGAAGGGCGCCCCGUUCCCCGUGUUGCAGGGCUCCUGAGCGACCUCCUGCCCCCGCGGCUCCGCUCCGCCGCUGCCCGGCCUCUGCCCCCCCGCCUCACCUCCGCCUCGCACCGCCCCGGCCCGCAGCCCCACGGCCCCACGCUGCUCCCCGGGGGGUCCCCCCCGGGUCCCCCCCUCCCGGCCUUGCCUGUCGCUGCUCUGCAGCCCGGCUGUCCCCAGGGCCCCACGGCCGUGGCCCUCAGUCGCUCCAGCUCUGCCUAAUAAAGUGUCCCUGGA